Plasmodium fragile is the source of this 3351-nucleotide messenger RNA. RefSeq lists its product as uncharacterized. The coding region runs from base 1 to 3351 and encodes 1116 amino acids. The transcript is spliced from 5 exons. Lineage: Eukaryota; Apicomplexa; Aconoidasida; Haemosporida; Plasmodiidae. The record is from RefSeq and is a predicted model, not a curated record.
AUGGCCGCGGCCUUACGGAACCUAUUGGUGGAUUAUAUUCAGCAAAGGAACAUGCACGGACAGCACCAACCAUAUCAGAAAGCAAUAUGGGAUGACAUAAAGCAAUUGUUCGACGACUUCACAAGGACUAUACAACAACCGGAUGACACCUUCGCUAAGGCCACAUGUGAAGCGGGCGAAAAAGAGAAAAAAAUACAAGCAAAGGAGAUGAAUAUGUGCCGGAUGGUAGUGAGCAUAUUACUAUACAUGAGCCAUGGUGACACGCACGCAGAACUGCAAAAGAGGGCACAUGAACACGACACAGAGUUAAAAGCAUGUAUUAGAACUAUUAUCGGAACUGUGACUAUACAGCACUUAUUGAAAAGAUAUUGCAACGCAGAUGAGGUAGUCCAGUCUGCUGUCAGCAUGGUCAAUAUGAUGGACGAAGAUAUUGGCCCAGGGGUGGUGAAUAAUACAGGGUGCCCGGGCUUGAAGGUGCAAGGAUUAGCGAUAGGUGGAAAGGAUGUGACCAGUACAAUAGGACAAUGGAUAUUGCAGGGAAACAUUCUGGACGGUGGCACAGGCCACGUGGAUUGGAAUGCCGGCUGCGGGGACGCGACUAGUACCAAGAAACCUCUCACCAGCAUAGAAAGCUUGAGCGCCCUCCAGACUAUAGUGGUACAGCACGCGCAGCAAUUGCAGGUGCAGGCCAGGGACAUUACGGACAGUAUUCAGAAGACACCGAAUGGUGCGCCAGACAGCAAGGACAAUAAGGGAGCAGCAACACCAUCAACGGACACGUCAGCAUCAGACCAGAGCAACAAGACAGGCCAGGACUCCUCUCCGAAGGCUUCAGGGAAAGAAAAAGCAAGUAACGGACCACAGGGAACAGGCACCACACCAUCAGGAACAUCAGCAGAUACAUCAAACCUGGGAAGGGCAGAUGUCACACCUGGACGAAAGGACGGGGGUUCCCAACCACAAGCACCUGCAUCCCCAGUCUUACCAGCAGCACCACCACCUCCUGCUCCACCACCAGAACCGGCACCAGAAGAAGGGAAAAACGGAGCACAAGGUGAUGCAGCACCGGCACCACCAGCAGGAGCAGAACUAGGGCGCAAGGGUGAUGCAGGACCAGCUGGUCCACAGGGAGAAACUGGAGCAGAGGGUGAAGCAGGUCCAACCGGACCACAGGCGGAUCCCGCAUCAGGGGCAGCUGCGGGACCCGUACAACCACCCCGACCUGCGCCACCACCAGGCCGGCCUAGUGGAACAGAGGAUCAAGCAACCACAUCACCACUACCCGCAGCUCCACAGCCGCCUAAGAAGGACGACACUACCCCAGUUACAGCACCGGCAGCAACAUCUCCAGGUAAGGCGACAUGUCCUGGUAGUAACGGCCCAUCUCCAGGUGUCUCCAUUAGUUGUGAGACUACCUCGGAUGAGGUAUUAGGCAUGACACCAGAAGUCACAAAACUCCUGGCGCAGGACGAGAAGGAGCGGGCAAAGGCACCCAUUAGUCCUAACCCAAGUUCAGAGACAGGACCUGCAGUAAACGUGCCUGAACCACAACCAGCACCAAAAGACCCUGAGCCAGAUAAAGCGCAACGACCCUGCAGUCCAGAUGAUUUCGACCUCUCCAGUAGCUUCGGCGGGGGUACCCCCACGCAUUGUACGAAGGGUGCCAGUAGUACCUCUUCCUCAGACAGCACUUCUUCAUGUAGUGGUACUAAGAGUAAGGAGGCUGUUGCAGGGGGUGGUAGUACUGCAGGAGGCCCCAAUGCCAUUACUGGGGGCACACAGGAUGGUCAUACGUCGCGUUCCGCGCAACCUGCACCGUUCCCUUUCGACCCAGUAAAUAUAUUUACACAGGACAUAGAAAAUGUCGCAGGAGGAUUCGUACCACCGGUUCCAGCACAUGGAACAGUGCGUUCAUCGAAUAACAACCAAGGUCCCGGACACUAUUUUGCGUACCUCGCCAAACGACGACGAACGUAUCGAAUCGUUCGUGACGUUCCGUCACCGCCACUCGACGAAGAAAUUCUACAGCAUCUACAACGUGGCCACCUGCCGCCACCCGAUUACGGGUACACGAUGAUUAGGGAUAGGCAGCCCGGCAGAUUGCCCGCCGCCCCACGCCGCGGACAACGCCCACCCCGCGUGCAUAAGCGCACCAUCAUCGAGCUACACUUAGCAGUGCUCCACGAAUGUGAAGCAGCCGAGUGGGAUACGGUGCAAGAGCACUAUUGGCAGAUUGUCGUGGAGGAGUUUGCGCAGGAGUUGAUGCGAGACGAGGAAACGAAGAACAAUAUCUUGGGUGUUUCCACCGCAGACCAUGGUUCUCCACGCACCAAUGUUCUAUCCACCGUGGAUCCACCCACUGACUUCGACGGAACGAACCCAUGUCCACCUAACGACCAGGACACCAAUCCAUGGAAGUGUAUGGAACCUAUACAGUUAGCAACGGGCCCUUGUCCACCGAAUGAAGAGGACCCCGAUACAUGGAGUUGUAUGGAACCCAUACAGUUAGCAACGGAACCUUGUCCACCGAAUGAACACGACCCAUGGAGUUGUAUGGAAACCAUACAGUUAGCAAUGGACCCUUGUCGACCUAAGGAAGAGGACCCAGAUCCAUGGAGUUGUAUGGAAACUAUACAGUUAGCAAUGGACCCUUGUGCACCGUAUGACUGCGCUUCAUGCAGUUGUAUGGAAACCAUGCAGUUAGCAAAGGACCCUUCUGCAUCUAACGCCGAUGACCGAUGGAAUUGUAUGGAAACUAUACAGUUAGAAGAGGAACAGCGUCGUGCUCAUUCCGACCCCUGGAAUGAACACGCAACCCCCAACUUGCACACGUACUGGAUCCCUUGGAUUGACCGCAAGAAGCAUCUAGUGCAGCAGUGCACGACGCAGCCGUGGUUGCUGCAGCUAACGUUGGCAUGGAAACAAUACCUGCGUGAUCACAUGGUGGCAGACGCAGCAUCCGGUGAGCACAGGACAGCCGCAACCAUGGACAGCAAGAAGCACGCAUGGAAACAGUGGAUAGCGCAACAACAUCGGCAAAUGAGUGUGUACAGGGAACAGGAGUGGUUCCAUCAUUUGUUGGUCCACAUCCAGGAGGAGACAGCACCGGAAAAACGCGCAGUACCUAUAGCGCAAAAAGCCUUAGAACUGGACAACGUAAUGGGAACAGAAGAUGUUCUACGAGUGAGAGAUGUACCACGCACCCAACUGCAUAAGCAACCUUACAUGAAAAAACGGGCAACCGCUAACAUAUGGAUACUGCUCCUGGCAUUAGUCAUAGAACAGUGCGAGGUCGAAUGUCGUUUGCAGGAGACGGAGUUAUAUGUGGAUGACCUAUUGGCACAGCUCUGA